This is a messenger RNA of Cornus florida, 856 nucleotides long. RefSeq names its product (+)-pulegone reductase-like. The record is from RefSeq and is a predicted model, not a curated record. Gene Ontology annotation, molecular function: 2-alkenal reductase [NAD(P)H] activity. NCBI's taxonomy places the organism in Eukaryota, Viridiplantae, Streptophyta, Magnoliopsida, Cornales, Cornaceae. Bases 1 to 687 code for a protein of 228 amino acids. The transcript has 5 exons.
AUGGCUAUAUUUGCUAGUGGUUUCAUUACGGUGCUGUUUCUCUCUUCAAACGGAGUGAUUCACGUGAGUGCUGAAUUGUGCAACGAAGUUACGCGAUGUGCCCGAAUGAGUGUAUAUGUUGGUUUUUAUGAGAUUUGUACUCCUAAGAAAGGAGAAUAUGUGUUCGUUUUUGCCGACUCAUUUGGUGCAGUUGAUCUGUUGAAGAACAAGUUCGGGUUUGAUGAGGCUUUCAAUUACGAGGAAGAGCAUGACUUUGAUGCAACUCUGAAAAGAAUUAGCAUUGAUAUUUACUUCGAUAAUGUUGAAGGGUACUGUCCUGAAGGUAUUGACAUUUACUUUGACAAUGUCGGGGGAAAGAUGCUGGACACAGUGAUCCUCAACAUGAGGAACCAUGGCAUGAUUGCUAUAUGCGGACAGAUUUCACAAUACAAUCUUGAUAAACCCGAAGGAGUAAAAAACUUGACCCGCCUCAUCUACAGUAAAGUGCGGAUGGAAGGAUUUGUAGUUUUUGAUUACUAUCCCCAAUAUUCCAAGUUCUUGGUUACUGUUUUGGCUUCUAUCAGAGAAGGAAAGAUAACAUAUGUGGAAGACGUUGCUGAAGGACUUGAGAGUGGUCCUGCAGCUCUUGUGGGACUUUAUAGGGGCCGUAAUGUCGGAAAACAAUUAGUUUUAGUUGCUCGUGAAUGAUUGAACCUUUCUGGUGUACAUCCUUCUCCCUCUGAUGCAUUGUGUUUCAAGUAUGAAUACAAUGUAGCCCUACUCAAAUUACAUUGUUUGGGUGUGAGGGAGUUAGUAUUGAUUGCACUAUUUGCUGGUGGUUUUGUGUACUUUGUAGAAAUAAAAAAUGCUAUUUUUU